ACAACGUGGCCUGCUACCGUGUCCUUCGGGGAGCGCUUUUCAAGAAUUGAACGAGAACUCACAUUACGUCCCGCUGUCUUCUAUCUCGAGCACUACGAUAAAUACCAGCUGGCCCAUCACUGUAUGUGCCUGGCUCGGAUCUCUCAACGGAACAUCAGCUGCUUCCUUCUCAACCUCAUACUACAGAAAUCAUGGCCGCUGCUCUAGACGCUGUCCUCGCCAAGUACACCGCCUCUGGCGAAGACACAAAGGAUAAGCUGCUAGGCGCCUCAUUCAUCGUCAUUAACAAAGAUGAAACCCUAUACAGCAACGCAGCAGGUCGCCUUGACUUUCCCACCGAGGCGCGCCCCUGGGAACUCAAUACGUUCACCUACGUCGCAUCACUCACCAAGGCCAUCACUUCCACCGCCGUCAUGCAGCUAGUCGAGCAAGGCAAGCUCCGGCUCGACGACGACAUGCGCAAGAUCGUGCCCGAGCUAGGCGACAUGCAGAUCCUCCACGGCUUCGACGAAGACGAGAAGCCUAUCCUAGAGGACAACACCACGCCUAUCACACUCAGAAUGCUACUCACCCACACCGUGGGCCUGGGAUACGACUUGAUGCCAGACCUCCAAAAAUGGUCCAAAUCCACCGGCCGCACCGUGACAAACCUCUCAGGUACACUCGAAGGCUUCAAAACACCCCUGUUCUUCGUCCCAGGAGAAGGGUGGUACUACGGCACGGCCACCGACUGGGCAGGCCAAGCCCUGGAGCGCGUCACAGGCACAUCCUUGAGCGCCUACCUCGCCGAGCACAUUUUUGGCCCGCUCGGAAUGAAAGAUACGGGCUUCUGGCCAGACAAAAUGCCGCACGUCGCCGAGCGGACCGCCGCAUUCCAAAUCCGCGGUAGCGACGGAUCGUCUCUUAGUCCGGGAUCUAGUCCGCGCAAUGUCAGUCCCAGCGCCAUUGACAGCGGCGGCGCAGGUCUAUGGACCACCGCCAAAGACUACAGCAUCUUCCUCUCCGCGCUGCUGAAUAACAUGCUCGUGAAGAAGGAGACGGCAGACGAAAUGUUCCGGCCGCAGCUUGACGAGCGACAGGCGAGACAAUUCGAGAAGCUCACGGCUGAAUGGGGCGGAUCGCUGGCAGUGGAGUUUGAGCUGGACAUGGAGCUGAAUCACGGGCUGGUCGGGUGUAUCAACAUGCGUGACGUGCCGGGGAAGCGCAAGAAGGGGAGUCUGCAGUGGAGCGGCAUGUGUAACAGUCACUGGUGGUUGGAUCGGGAGACGGGCGUUGCUGGGGUGCUUCUUGUUCAAUCGCAGCCUCAUGCCGAUCCGGUUGUGACGAGGCUGUAUGAUGAUUUGGAGCGGGCUGUCUACGGCGAGCUUCUGAAGACAUCGUAGGCUUGUGAUGUCAGGUCUAUGCACUACCUUAUGCCAGAAGGACCUGCGAUUCGUAUCAUGAGGCAGUCUCGUCGGGCAUCUCCAUAGACUCGAGUACACUCUCCAACACUUUCCUGCACUGCCUUCUAUAGCGAUACGCCAUGAUCUGAUUCCUCGUCGCCUCGGCCUCCUCCAUCUCGAACUCGGACUGGUCCAGCCGUUCAAGCUCCUGCAGCACCUUGUGCUGGAUGAUGCCGAUCGUCUGGAACAGCAAGGGCUGCGUGGCCGCGGGGACCCGUCCAGUCAAGAUCAUCCUCAGCCUCUCCAGAUCUGCCUUGCUCCCGUCGUCGUCAUUACUACCACCCUCCGGCACCGGAAUCAUCUCGCUCCGCUGCUCGGCCGUCGUUUGCGCGAGAACGAGCUCCCACACCAUGAUAUCCUGCACAUGCCGAAACGGAGGCAAGAUCGCGUCCCCAUCGACAUCGCCAAGCAGUUGUCCAGAUCGCGCGGCCACUGAGCUCGGAUCAGACACGGGCCUCAGAGAAAUCAAAUAAUCCUUCGGCUUUUUGUUCCCUGAUGCGGCAGCCCCGGCGCCAUCACCACCUUUCUCCGCCGCGGCCUUGGCGCCACCACCGCGCUUCUGGACGUGGACGUAGUCGUUGUGCAAGACCUCCGAUUCGGGAAUGGUGAAGCCGUACGCCAGCAUGAGUUCGGCGUUGGUCUUGGUGGUGCCGUAGUUAUUGAAAACUUGCGCGCCGGGGGCGUACGUAUCCAGCGUGCGAAGGCCGACCGUAGCCUCCUCGUCCCUCACGGCAUCAUCGGACGUCUCCCACGCGAUCCGGGCAGUCGGGCUAUGGUUCCCCACGUCAAACAGGGGCAUCAGCAGAGAAAAGUCGUCGAUGGCGCAGCCCUCCGGCAGCGAGAGGGUGUGCUGCCUGUGGGCUGGGAUGACGAGGGACGGGCGGAAGCUCCGACUGGUGAAGAUGCAGUAGGCCCAGUUGUAGAGGAGGCGGGUGUAGUCGUGCCUGGCCGGGUCGUCGCCGAAGGCGGCGAGGGCGUGUUUGUAUUCGGCCUUGAGGCGGGAUUUGAUCUCGGCGAUGGCGACGUGGGCGUUUGUGUCCUCGAGGAGCUCGAUGUCGUCUGCGGGCCAGAGGGGCGGGAGGGCCCAGGCGGCGAGGUUUGUUGGCUGGGGGAGGGUUUUGAUGUAGGGGUGCCAGAAGGAGGAUGGGCCUUGAAGGUAUUCCUUGAUGAGGAAGAAGCGGCUGAUGACGUGCGGUGGGACGGACUCGAGGAACGAGGAAGGGAAUGCUUGGGAGGAGGAGGAGGAGGAGGAGUCGUGAUGGAAGCCCGGGUUGGGUGUGGUGGUGGCGUUGAGGUAGGAGAGGGUCAGGGCCAGGGGACAGGUGACGACGGUGUCGCCCGGGUUGACGCCGGCGCCGUCGGGGGAGACGCGGAAGGAGUUUCCGGUGUUGGGGUCAUUGUAGACCUCGACUGACGGGUGGAGGGCGGCUCCGUGGGCCUUUGCCCAGCCGACUAGCUCAUCCAUCGUGGCUGGCUGGGCUGGCUUGAUGUGCACGUGGAGGGGGUGAGUGGAGGUGUGAGUGAGUGAACAAGUUUUUGUAUGAGUAUGAGUGUGUGAGUGAGUGGGUGUGAGUGUGAGUGUGAUUGUGUGGAUGAGAGUGAAGAUGUGAACGAAUGAGUUUAUGAGAGUGAACGUGAUAGUGACAGGGUGUGAGCUAAAAUAGCCUCUUCACGUUUUUGGCGCCGGCAAUGCGAGUAAUUCGACGUCCGGGCCUAAGCUCAAGGCACAGAUCUUGGAACUCUGGGCCCUUCUUGAGUUAGCUCGUUCUUCAGCAGAUUAGCUUGACUGGUUCUCAAUCAUCGGGCAGGCAAAAUGGUGUGUGCUGGUGUGUGUGGUUGACGUUCAGACUUUUUUUUGGGCGUUUUCUUCAGCUUCGGCGUAAGGGUCCCCGGUGUGUGCGGGGUUCAAAAAUCAAAAGCUCGGUGAAGGUGGGGGUGUGCGAGGUCAGGUACAGAGCUCUUCACCGAAAGUUGGAAACUAGUCAUAGUGGCGUCAAUAGAGUGGGAAAAUCGGUGGAGAUCGAUCAUCAGCCGUUUUCCAUCGAAUGAGGUGGCUUUCUC
Colletotrichum scovillei is the source of this 3503-nucleotide messenger RNA. RefSeq names its product beta-lactamase. The record is from RefSeq and is a predicted model, not a curated record. The transcript is spliced from 3 exons. The coding region runs from base 192 to 1382 and encodes 396 amino acids. Lineage: Eukaryota; Fungi; Ascomycota; Sordariomycetes; Glomerellales; Glomerellaceae.